CAACCAGUUGGUAGAUGAAAAGCGGUCCAAUUAACAAACGGAUUCGUCAGUUGUCUCUCGUCGCAACCAUUCAAUCCUACGUGUAAUUCCUCAGUUGUCUCUGGUCUUCAACAAAAGACAAGCCCACAAAGAGAAAACAAAAAAAAAGUAAAGAAAAAGAAAAUUGUGAAGCGGUGAAAACAAGAGUUCCAAAAAGGUGGCUCCUUUUUGUUUCUGGAGAUGCGUUAUUGUGACCCUUCUUUGAAAUUUAGGGUUCAUUUUCUCAGAUUUCGAGUUCGUUGUGUUUGAAUCUCUAUUGGGUUUACUUUCUUAUUCGAUUUGGGGGAAAUGGCUGAUUGGUAUCAGCUUGCACAGUCUAUAAUCUUUGGUUUGAUCUUCGCUUACCUUCUCGCUAAGCUAAUCUCUAUCCUCCUCGCUUUUAAAGACGAGAAUCUCUCACUCACUCGUAACCACACGACUCAAUCGGAGUAUGAGAACUUGCGAAAGGUCGAAACUUUAACUGGGAUUAGCGGCGAGACUGAUUCUCUUAUAGCUGAGCAAGGUAGCUUGAGAGGUGAUGAAGAUGAAUCAGAUGAUGAUGAUUGGGAAGGUGUCGAAAGUACAGAACUUGAUGAGGCAUUUAGUGCUGCUACGGCUUUUGUUGCUGCUGCUGCAUCGGAUAGGCUUUCGCAGAAAGUUUCUAAUGAGUUGCAACUUCAGCUUUAUGGAUUGUAUAAAAUUGCUACUGAAGGACCUUGUACUGCUCCUCAACCAUCAGCUCUUAAAAUGACUGCUCGUGCCAAGUGGCAAGCAUGGCAGAAAUUGGGUGCUAUGCCUCCUGAGGAAGCGAUGGAGAAGUAUAUCGACCUUGUUACUCAGCUUUACCCAGCUUGGGUUGAAGGUGGCUCGAAACGAAGAAAUCGGAGUGGUGAGGCUGCAGGCCCCAUGGGACCGGUUUUUAGCUCAUUGGUGUACGAAGAGGAAUCUGACAAUGAGUUGAAGAUUGACGCCAUACACGCCUUUGCUAGAGAAGGAGAAGUCGAGAAUCUAUUGAAAUGCAUAGAAAAUGGCAUACCCGUAAAUGCAAGAGAUAGUGAAGGUCGAACACCACUGCAUUGGGCUAUAGACCGUGGCCAUCUUAACGUUGCUGAAGCUCUGGUUGAUAAGAACGCAGAUGUGAAUGCUAAAGACAAUGAAGGCCAAACCUCUCUACACUAUGCUGUUGUGUGCGAAAGAGAAGCACUCGCCGAGUUUCUGGUGAAGCAGAAAGCUGAUACAACCAUUAAAGACGAAGACGGAAACUCGCCUCUUGAUCUCUGUGAAUCAGAAUGGUCUUGGAUGCGAGAGAAGAAGGAUUCCAAUUAGUGUUUUUUAAGUCUUUAAAAUUGUGUGUCAAAGCUAGAUGCUUGUGUUUUUCUUACAUUUCCUCUGAGCCUCUUUGCUUCCUCUUAAGCUUAUGUUUUAACAUACAACAACACAAGUUACAUAUGAUAUAGUAGCUCUAGUUUUUAUUGGUUACUAUAUUGAACCCAGAGAGAUCAUCAUCAUCAAUCAUCAUAACUCAAUAAUAGUUUUUUUUUUGUUAGUA
This is a messenger RNA of Arabidopsis thaliana (thale cress), 1567 nucleotides long. It is a transcript of the gene ACBP1, whose product is annotated as acyl-CoA binding protein 1. Gene Ontology annotation, biological process: lipid transport. The transcript has 6 exons. Lineage: Eukaryota; Viridiplantae; Streptophyta; Magnoliopsida; Brassicales; Brassicaceae. Gene Ontology annotation, cellular component: endoplasmic reticulum membrane; plasma membrane. Gene Ontology annotation, molecular function: fatty-acyl-CoA binding. Bases 328 to 1344 code for a protein of 338 amino acids. The record is from RefSeq and is marked reviewed.